Molecule: messenger RNA, 1791 nt
Organism: Eufriesea mexicana
Lineage: Eukaryota; Metazoa; Arthropoda; Insecta; Hymenoptera; Apidae
Gene: Rassf
Product: Ras association family member
Exons: 10
Coding region: 73-1791 (572 amino acids)
Biological process (GO): signal transduction
Source: RefSeq, a predicted model, not a curated record
UAAACAAAAUGGAUUAAAAUUUCAUUAAAAUUAAUUUUUAUUAUUUUAUGGAGAUUAUAAGAGCCCGCCGUCAUGUGGAAGUGCCAUAAAUGUGGAAAACCAGUAUACUUCGCUGAACGUAAACAAUCAUUGGGAUAUGACUGGCAUCCAGAAUGUUUACGAUGUGAGGAAUGUGGAAAACGUUUAAAUCCAGGUCAACAUGCAGAGCAUAAAGGUGUACCAUAUUGUCAUGUACCAUGUUAUGGAGCUCUCUUUGGGCCACAAUUAUUUGGCCAUGGAACAAGAGUUGAAUCACAUACAAGUUUUGGAAAAAAAGAAGUUCGGCCAUCAUUACCCAGAUCACAUCUAGAAUCAAAACUAAAGGUUUUUAACCAGUAUUAUGAAGGUAAAAGUGGUGGAAUAAGAAGUCGCGAGGUCAAUGGGAGAUUGAUAUUGGAAGGUGCACUUCGUAUUUAUUGGGGUGUAAGAGGAGUAAUUCAUUUAAAAGAAGAUGAUGAUCAACGUACAGUGGUUACAGCACGAAAUAGAAAUUCAUGCAGACGUAGUGUUUCUGAUAGUAUAGAAGAUGAAGAAAAAGAGGAAGAUUCAGUAAAAGAAACUUGUGAGCAAGAUGUAGAAACUGAAACAAAAUCUGUCCCAACUUCUCCUGAUCAUCUCAAGAGCCUCACUUUACCAAUGAAACUAGAUGUUAAAAAUAUGGAGUGGGAUGAAUUGGAUGAGCUUCUUCAGGUUGAACGCAAAGUCGAAGAUGGAAAGAAAUUAUACCAAACGAUGCCCGAAAACUUACCGUCGAUUAGUUCACAGUCGAGUUCUGAUGCACUUCCACUUUCAUCUCAGUCCAGUCUUGAUAGAUCUGAUUCUCGUGAAAAUUCAGAAACAGACAGUCCGAGUCAUCAAACCAACCGGGGUAAUGAUAGCAGUGUAACCAGUACACCAACCCACAGUAUAGGCAGCUCUUCCAGUACCGACACGCCUGUUUACCACGGUACACCAAAUCGAAAUGGGACCCUUCGAAGGGUAGAAUAUUUUGAUAGUUUGGAGAGAAAUUUAUCUGGUAAUAGAUCUAUUAGUACCGAUGACAGUUGGAUAGAGAAAGGCUUAAAUCGAUCAAUGUCUGGACCAGACUGUCUUCAAAGACAUCGAACGGAUAGUGAUACAGAUUCUGUGAAUUCUCUUCAAUUUAGAGAGGACGAUAACAUGACAAUGUCUACUGAUAGUGGAUUAGAGUUGGAUGGUGUAGUUUUACGACGAAAGCAAGGAUCUACCGCAAUUAGACGACGCCCAGGUGGUCGACGACAAUCGCGUAGUCGAUUACGGCGUCGUUGUUCGAUUAACGGACACUUCUAUAAUCGUGAAACUAGUUUCUUCACUCCUCCACAUGGAUCUCAGAUGUCCGUUUGGAUUACAAGUUUAGUAAAUACUCAAGAAGUUAUCAAUCUCAUGUUGGAUAAGUAUAAAGUUGAUGCUAAGUCAGAUAACUUUGCGUUGUUUGUUGUUCGCGAUAAUGGCGAACAAAGAAGAUUGAGAGAAGAUGAAUAUCCUCUGGAGGUUCGCGUAGUGUUAGGUCCGCACGAAAAUGUUGCGCGACUUUUUUUAGUGGAUAAAUUGUCUACUCCGGAGAUUAGCUCUGAUGUUGCGCAAUUCCUUAACCUUUCCUUGGCAGAGUGCCACGGUAUUUUACAGCGUUAUCAUUACGAGGAAGAACGCCAGAUUGUUUUGUUGAAAGAGAAAUACAAAGAGAUGCGACGACGAAUACGGCAAAGAAUGGAAGAACUGAAGGUUCGACUAUAG